AUGGAGGAGACGUAUCUUCUCAACCAUCCAGGAGUCAAAAAGAAGAUUCUGGCAGGAGGAACGGGACCGAUGCCACACUUUCCACCAGGAGCAAAGGUAGAGAGUCACACUUAACCUGAUGACCUGAAUAAUGUUACAAUUAAAAUAAAUGUGAUAGGAAACGUUGUCUAUUUUUAGCCGUGCGUUGUUCUGCCCACUUUUAUUAGAUCCUGUUGAAUUAUUCAUGAAGUCAGGGAGUUUAUUCUGUCUCUGGCACUUCCACACAGAGCAAACAUUUGGUCAACCAAAUUGCAACAUGUUUUUUGGCACAGUAUCUGUGUUUCUGUUCAGCCACUGAUCCGUUGGUCGCAGACUUUUUUUCCUUUCCUACUCAAAUCCAGCCAUAUGGCAACUUUCCUGCACACUGUGACAAACAUUUUCCAUGACAAUGUCAGCAUGGAUUUCCAUUUACCCUGGUGUUCAGUGUGUGUUCCCUCCCAGGUGAGGUGAUUCCCACUUGCUCGCACAGUAAUUAGACCCUUAUACACAAGCUGUCAUGCUAUAAAUGGAGGGGGUUACAAAGAGCCAACGCAGUUUUACAGUCAGAGUGAUGAAAACGCUUUGUUGGUCUUUCACAUGCAGAAAAACAGAUGGGUCACAUAAUGACAGCCAGUAUGUUUUCAGUUCAGAAUAAGAAAUAGAAAAUGUUCAGCUGAGGUUUAAGCCGAUUACGUUCAUAAAUCAUCUUCAAAACCAAAUCAAAAUCUGCACUGAGGUGCUUCAUAAGGACAGACGUGGCAUAAAAAAGACAAAAUAUAAACAUACAAGAAAAAUCACACUUAAAAGCAAGGCAAGGCAAGUUUAUUUGUAUUGCACCAAUUACACACGAGGCAAUUCAAAGUGCUUUACAGAUGCAAGGAAAUACAUAAAAAAAUGAAAAAGGGGGAGAUUAAAACAGUUUGAAAUCAAAAAGACAAACAGAUAUAUAUAUAUAUUUCAAAGUAGGUCUUAAGAUGUGUCUUCGAGGCCUCAACAGAGUUCAUCUGUCUAAGCCAAGGAGCAGCUACCCUGAAUGCCCUGUCCCCAACCGUUUUCAUUUGCAAACACAGCAGAGCCAGAGUGAGGAUCCAAGGAUCUGGUGGUUCUGUAAGGAGGGUAAAGUUCUGAGACACAUAUAGGGGUGAGACCAUGGAGAGAUUUGUUUAAAAAAAUGAGAAGAAUUUUGAAAUGAACAGGGAGCCAACAUUAGGAAGUUUAGAUGGGGGUAAUGUGGUGAUGUUUCUUUGUCCUUGUUAAUAUCUGGGCAGCAGCAUCUUGAUCAAGCUGUGAAUUGUUGUUUGAGAGAUACUACAGUAAAGUGAGUUGAAGUAGUCCAGUCUGGAUGAAUGAUAACUCUGCAAGAACAACUGUUUUGAGAUCAGAGGGCAAUGGGAAAUGCUUUAUUUUGGAUUUUGAUCAUUAAUUAUUUACUUCUUCUCUUUGCCUCCUCUUUUCUUUCCAGCUGGUUUUCCAUUUCCAGACACUGUUGGACAACUUUGAACGGACAGUAAUCGAUGACAGCAGACUGGCUGGCAGGCCGGCUGAGAUCUUUGUUGGAAAGAUGUUUAAGAUGGAAGUCUGGGAGACCCUGCUGACAUCCAUGAGGAUUGGAGAGGUGGCUGAGUUCUGGUGUGACGCUGUGGUGAGUCAAGCAAUCAGGUUCAAAUUUUAGCAAAUCUAGAAAUACUUUGGUGAUGUUUUAAUUCCACUAGACCCAAAGUGCACACUACUUUUGACACAUCAACUGAGUCAUCCAGGAUGUUUUAUAGGUGAAAUCUGACAUUCAAAAGCACAGAAGUGGUCUUACUUAACUGUGAUACAUGGAAAGUGAUUUAAAAAUACUCAUGCACAAAUGAAAUGACAUGGUAAUUUGCAAGUAUUAUCGCCACACACGUAGUUCUAGUUUUACACAGUUAUUAUAUUUGAGUGGGGGAAUUGUUCCUCAUUAUGAUGUACAUGAAUCAGCCUCCUGAUGUCUUCUCCAUGCUCAGUGUUGAAAUACACGCAGAGCAAUCUUAGCGAGCAAAUAUUAGUUUUUCUCUCCUAGAGAAAACUCUAAUUUGCAAGUUAAAUUGUGUCCAUUUCCUGUGUUUUCCUCAUAGGGCUGAUUGGCACAGCCUGACUCUGGCAGCACCAUGGGGGGGGGGGGGGGGGGGGGGGUUAGCAUGAAUAAGUGCUGCUUCGCCUUGUCAUGGGCUUGCAAUGUUUUUCUUGAUGAGUUUAUUUUGCAGCACACAGGCUUAUACCCCAUCGUUUCCAAGGGAAUGAGGCUGAUCGCUCAAGGGAGAGACCCUUUGGAAGGCCAGAGACACAUGUGCGGCAUGGGCAACAUGUUUCAUUAUCACUCCACUGGCUACCCAGAGCUGGACGAGCUAAUGAGAACCCCUCAGUCUCUUAUAUUCAUAAUGGAGUUAAUACAGGUAAGCACUAGAAGCAAGAAACUGUCAUACUGGAAAGAAGCGAUGUCGAAAAUACUCUGCUGUGUUUUUUUCCUCUAAACAAGACUUUCUCCGAAUGAAGCAUGUGUAAACAUAAGCCGACAGUAAAAAAGAAAAGGCAUUACCUUUUUAUCUAACCCUCUUCAAGAACUGUGACACUCCUACACACCCUGCUUUUAGAUCUGCUGACAGAAGUGACAAAAGAAAAAUUCCCACUCAGCCCGAAACCUUCAGCUUUGAAAUAAUAUAUUAUCCAGAACUAGCUUUACUCUCUCCAGGAGGUCCGGCAGCAGUAGAAUUGAAUUAAAUCCCUUCCUAUUUCUUAUAGUUUCACAUGCUUUUCUUCCCACCAGUCGAAAACUCUUCAGCAGAAGCACUCAGAUCUUGAAGUGAGAGCAGGAGCAUCACAAUGUAGAAAUCUUAGAUUGCAAUCAAAUUCGUGGUUUUAGAAGUUCCUUCAAAAGUUCACUCAUUUUGCUCAGUGGUUAAGAGUCAGAUCUGAAGCACAGGGGCUUCAGUGGCCCAGGUUUUGUUCUUACCAAAAUCCUAACUGUGAUCUAACUUGAAACCCAAUCAAAACUCCAAACCCAAUCCAUACUCUAAAAUUAACCCCCAAAACCAAACCCUUUUAAAACUUAAAGGGAUAUUCCAGCUUUAAAUUAAUUUAGGGUCAAACACACCUUAACACUGAGUUAGACAGUCCGUCGAGAGAUGAGUGUUGCCAACCGCUUUCUUCUCUAGUUCUACCAACUUUAGUAACGACCGCACAAUAGCAAUAUAGAGAACCACGCACUCAACCAAAACGCCACUCUGUAGCCACAAAUAAUGCUCAGAACAGCACCUAACUUCAUCAACAGUACAUAUAGGGUCCUAGCCAUAGUACUAGCCACCAAACAUCUUUUUAGCUUUGCCUAAUUUCUUUAGCAAAGAGACUAAACACAACUCACCUACUCUCUUUCAGCAGCUGCUUGUUAGCAGCAAGACCUCAGGACAGUCCAUUACGGACUGCUGCGGGUUGACACAGCUCAAGGAAGAACAUUUAUGAUCAUUAGGCAGAAGAACUACCGUGUCUGCAGUGCAAAAUGAUUAAUUAGAUGAUUAUUACUUCAAGGAAAUGAUAAAGUAAUGGUUGAACGUGUGGCUCUUGAGACCGCUGUGUAUUGCUAUCGUGUGGUCGCUACUAAAGUUGGUAUAACUAGAGAAGCAAGCGGACGACAACAUUCAUCUCUCGACGGGGUGUCUAACUUGAUGUUAUGGUGUGUUUGACCCUAAAUUAAUUUUACGCUGGAAUAUCCCCCAGAACCUUUUCUUAGUCUGUGCCCAAAAAUCGGCCCCUAACUAAACCUGAAUCCCUUGAGCUAAACCCAAACCCUACACCAAUUUUUAAUCCUACCUUUAUCCUAAUCCCAAACAACUCUGAUCUGUUGCAUUCUCCUCUGGCCCCUGCUGCCUCCAGGUGGGAGACCCCAUGUCCUACCACAGAGAGUCGUGGAUGAUGGAAAAGGAUGAGAAGCUGCAGACGGUGCCAACUCUCCACAUGCAGGGCAACCAACUGGUCAAGCAGAAAAAAUUCAGAGAGGCUGCCAGCAAGUACAAAGAGGCUGUCCUGCUGCUGAAAACAGUCCAGUCUAGAGUAAGUGAAUGGUUCAGGAAAUGAGAAAGGAUAGAGGAGGUGAAAAAAAUGAAUGAUGUGCAGGAUUGUGAAUUGUGAGGUUGUCUCAGGAUUUCAGGUUUUUGGGACAUUGCCUCUCUCUUCCUGUGGGGAAUCCAUGUUUUCCUGUUUUGCUGUUCUCCACAGCGUCCCUGAUUACAAGCAGAAGGGUAGGAGGGCUGAAAAGAAAAGAGGAAGGAAGUACAGAGGGUGUCGAAGAUGAGCGGGGCAUGUUAGGAUGGAAGAAAUACUGUGGGGAGAACAUGUUGUGUAUCAGAUGCGAUAAGCGAGAGUGAAGAGUUCUUUUUGUGUUUGAGUGUGGGUUUUGGCAGCUUUUGACAUGCUAACAAGUUUGAUGUUGGAGGCCUUCAGAUACUUGGACAAAACCGCUUGUAUAGCUCUGUCGGGCAGAGAUGGGUGUCCUAGCGCCAUGAUAUGUAUAAAUGUGAGAAAAAAAAUUACUCCAACACCGAGGAUCCACAUGAAUUUUUAAAAUAUGUGUAGGAGAGACCGAAGAACAUAAAAGCAGUACUGAUCAUGUUCUUUUCUCCUGGGCAUGUGUGUGUGUGUAUGUGUGUGUGUGAUUGUAGGAGAUGCCAGGUGAUAUAGACUACAUUAAUUUGGGUCGAAUGAUCAUCCCCCUGGAGUUGAACUACUGCCAGUGCAUGCUGGAGCUGGAGGAGUAUUAUGAGGUGAUAGAGCACACCUCUGAACUGCUGGAGAAACACAAAGGUAAAUUGGUCAAACUUCACAAAUUGGGUCUGAUUGCUAACUAGAGCUCUGUUUUUCUUGGUGCAAAACACACUUCAAUCGAACUUAUCCAGAGGAGCACGCUUUUUAAUCUCGACGACUUCACAUUCAGCUUCACCACUCUGAAAAGGGUGCAGAGAAUAAAAAGAAAUGCAGAAAGAGGGAUGCAAACAUUACGGAAGAGGACAAGGGCCUCUGAAAAAUAAAGAGGUCUGAUAUAAUUUUCUUAAAAAAUUAUUUUUUUUCUGAGAAAAAAAGUCAGAAUUCUGAGAUUAAAGGGAUAUUCCAGAGUAAAAUUCAUUUAGGGUCAAACACACCAUAUCACAGAGUUAGACACCCCCUCGAGAGAUGAAUGUUGCCGGCCGCUUGCUUCUCUAGUUGUACCAACUUUAGUAACGACCGCAGGAUAGCAAUACACAGCGGUCUGAGAAGCCAAUAACAAACCUCAACCAAAACGCCACUCUAUAGUCACAAAUAAUGCUCAGAACAGCACCUAACUUCAUCAACAGUACAUACAGGGUCCCAGCCAUAGCACUAGACACCAAACAUCUUUUUAGCUUUGCCUAAUUUCUUUAGCAAAGAGACUAAACACAACUCACUCACUCCCCUCUAGCAGCCGCUUGUUUGUAGCGAGACCUCGGGACAGUCCAUUACGGACUGCUGUGGGGUGACGCAGCUAAAGGAAGAACAUUUAUGAUCAUUCAUCUCUCGAGGGAUUGUCUAACUCUGUGAUUCGGUGUGUUUGACCCUAAAUUAAUUUUACGCUGGAAUAUUCUUUAAAGUCAGAAUUAUGACUUUAAUCUAAGAAUAAUAUUUUUAAAAAAUCAUGUUGGAUUCCAGUAAAACAUUAAUGCUUGUUGUUGUUGUUGUUGUUGUAUGAAGGAGAGCCCGAGGAUGUUUAAGGCAGUUAAUUGCCCUCUAUAAGUUUAGGUUAUUGGACCUAGCUAGGCUUUAGCCAAACUUAGCUAACAACCUUCUUACGGUUAAACAGGAUAUAAGGGAUUAGUUUAGCAUUAAGUUGCCAAAAAAGAGAAAUGCAACAUUAAACUGCUGCUUUAAAAAGGAGACAGAAUAGUACGCUGAAAGGUGAAGUGAUAUCGUGAGUAAUAUUUUAGUGAUACAGAUAAUUAGGCACCGGCUAGCUCAGCUUCUGGUGCUCAUGAUACUGUCUUUUUCUUACACCAUAAAGAAGGCUCUUCGUUACAGAGUUACAACUGCUGGAUCUGAGCACUGUGGCAAACAGCAAAUUUCACAUGUUGUAAAAAGUUGACAGGUCAGGGUCUAGUGCCUCGGCUGGCUGAAUUGCAGUAGCUCUAGCGUGUUGCGUAUCCUGUGAAAAGUGUGUGCGAGGGCUUUACAGCUGGAGCAGCCCCGGGAAUGGUACUGUCACACCCAUGGCAACUCACGUAAUCCUGGAGGAGCUCACAUGUUGACACACUAUCCACUUCAGAGCCCCAUGAAUUAUCCCCCUCACCCAGAGACUGGAUCCACAGGGGCAGUCUUCAUUUUACUUCGAGGAUUCACAAAGUUAAGUGUGUGUGUCAGGAGUAAGGCAUGUGCACCUCUAUGCAUGUGUGAGAUUAUGUGGCGAGAGGAUGGAGGGUGUAAACCUGCCUGAAUUUGUGUGCUCCACUGGCCCAGUUCAAGCUGCAGCACUCUUCAAAAGGCUCAUAAAAAGAUCCACCCAACAGCAGCAACACUCCACCUUUGCCUUAUCCUCCUUUUCCCUCUUUAUUAGUCUUCAGCUGCCUCUUUUCAAUCUCCUUUAAACCACGCAUUUAGAUUUAUGUCUCUCUUUUCUCAUUUUUCCUCAUCCACUCAGUCUCUUUCCCAUUCUCAUCAAUGUCAUGUUGUCUGUGUCUGUUCAAGUCAACCACUCGACUGUUGUGUCUAUUAAACUCAGUUGGUCUUUUGCAGAGCAGCCAGUGGGGGCUUAUUGCAGAGCUUCUGCCUCUGCUGGAGGCAACGAAGAAAUUUGUUCAAAUGUUGGCUUAAUCGAGAGUUAGCAUUAGGGGAAAUCAAAUUCAGAUGAAGAGAGAAAAUCUUAGUCAUGAGUGAGCACCUAACAAAGCAAAUGAAUGUAUUCUGCUGAAACAGAGGCAGUGCUGUGUGAGUUAAAGGAGAGAUACUUUUGUGUGAAGGUAAAAGGUGAUUGGGGCUUGUCUUGUGCUAAAACAGUGAGUGUGGUUCUAUUAUUAUUGUUAUCCGUAGUAGUAGUGGUUAUAAUUUAUAUACUUUUAAUGCACCUUUAAAGAAAACAAUUAGACUGUCUCUCAAACAUAUCCCAAUGCAACAAAAACCAGGCUAGUUUACCUGCCAGUAAGAUAUGCUAAGUGAAUGCUGGCCUUGGCCCUGUAUUUAUUAACUAAUAACAAGUUCUUUAGCAAAUGAGGAACUUGCAGAUAUUUCAAAUUAAUACGGGGAAAAUUACAGGAAAAAAGGCUAUUUUUCAUUUGAUUCUCUAUUCCCAGACCUUAAACUGCUCAAUUUAGGUCUUCAUUUUUCUCGUAAGUGCCAUUAUUUUUUUUCUUCUUCAAAAUCAAAAUAUAUUUUUUUAAAGCAUAAUUAGCUCCUCGGAUCACAUUAACAUUCUUGUUUGCUUUUGAGGAAUCAUUCACACAGUGAGAGCAAUCUUUACUUGUUCAAAUUCAAGUCUCAGCUUUGUGAAAAGUUGUCAGAGUGGUUUCACUUUAAGGAAAGAAGUAGUAAAAAAUAUAAAAUGAUUAACAUGUAUUUAAAUUUCUCAAAUAGACACAUUUUAGAUUUCUUCCAUGCAAGAACGUCCUUACUGGAGAUGAUGGAUGAAGGAUCAUUUGAUCAGCAAAAUAGCCAGGACUAUGUCAGUGUGAAUGUGUCACAAAAUUGUAUGACAGUCUGAAUAAUGUUAUAAAAAUGUAUGCAUCUUUGGACCUGACUGCUCUUAGAUCUUUUAUUUUAAUGUCCUACAUAUAUAAUCAUAUAUUUGAUUGUUUAUCUUAAAUAGGGAGCGGGCAUGUCAGAAUUCAGUCAUUUGUGGUGGGAAGGUGAUUUAUUUCUUUACACUUAGAGUAGGGCUUGGCGAUGAAAUGAUUACUAUAUAUAGCGAAAAUUAACUUCCCUCAAUACCAAUAUAAAACAUGGUCAAUAUGUUUUUCGAUAGUUGGCAUUCUGCCAUAUUUUGGUAGACUGCUCCGGGUCCACUUUGCACUGAACCAAUCAUGUGCUGAAUUAGAACCAAGUAGUAAACAACUGCGUAAUAUCAGGCAGCAGCUACGCGCAACCAUAGCACUUUAACACGUGAAGCUGACAGCACUGUCGGUGAGAAAAAAAGGAAAUGAGUGCUACCCCCAGCAGAAAUCGAUAUUGACUUUUAUGAAAAUAUAUAUUGUAUAUGAAAUAUAUAUAUUGUGAUAAACUUUUUCCGUAUCGCCCGGCCCUACCCUAGAGGAUAGACUUUCAUACGCAGGAAGUUCUUUUUCUGGGUCAGACUUCAGUAAGGAAUAGAGAUGCAGCGUGUUUAUGUUGCUGGUCUAAUAUGUUAUGCAAACUCAGAGAAAUACACAUCCAGAUACUGAAUGCAGACAAAUCCCUACCUUGGUUCAGUACAAAGGGCAGGUUUUUUUGUUGAAUAUCUACCUGUUCAUAACUCUAUGUAACUUUUAUUUCUUGUGGUGUUUUUGUCAUCUGUCUGAAUCUCAGAUUGUGUGAAAGCCUACUACAAGAGAGCGAAGGCCCAUGCUGCCGUGUGGAACGAAAAAGAAGCCAGGAGGGACUACAACAUGGUGUCCACACUGGACAUCUCGCUGACCUCUCUUGUGAGCCGAGAGCUGAGGGCCCUGUCUGAGCGAAUGAAGGAAAAGUACUGGGAGGAAAAGGAGCAAUACUGGAACAAGCUCGAGAAAAAGGAGGACAAAAAUGAACAAGAGGAAAAUAAGGAGGACAAAGAAGGGCAAGAGGACAGUGAAAGUUUGACCACAGAGGAUAAGGAUGAAGUAAAGGUGGAGGGAAAACCUCCAUCAGAAGAAGUCCAUGAACAGGAGCUUAAGGGGAAUAAAGACACACCAAGUGAGGGAGCAGGAGACAAAGAGGAAGCAAACACGUCUAAGGCUGAUCAAAAUGCCUCCGACGUCACAGAGGGGAAGGACUGGCAGCAGAUGUUAAAACUCGUCAUGUACCUGCAGAAAGAAGGAAACUUCCUCAUCAAGGAAAAAAAAUAUGAGGAGGCGACUCCGAAGUUCAAGGAGGCAUUAGAGUAUGUGGACUUCCUUCAGAAAAAGGUAAGUACAAGAGGCGUGUUGUGAAAGUUUAGUCUUGGCAAUGUUUUAUUUCCUCUGGCAGAUCGAGUCAGGUCUCCCUGUUCGGACUGGAUUUCCAUCAGGCUUGAUUCAGAGUCGAGCCAGUCUCAAAAGUUUACCUUAUACAGGCUGGGCUAAGUCCUGUUUAGAUGCUUCUGUACAUAAACAUCAUGGAUGCCUCUUUUUGAGGCAGAAAGUGGCUGUAAGAUUUUUUUUAGCGUUGUUGACAUCUGAGAUGGCUGCAAGUAUAUUUGUGAACACCCAAUAAUGACCAUGUUUAAGGUAUUUUUUCCACUGUUAUCAACAUGAAACUAACACAGUAGCUUGUUUCAUUCAUGUCAGGUCCAUAAACACUGUAAAUAUUACAUUUCAAAUUAAGCUGUUUUUGUGGGAAUGACUGUCCACACAGACACAGUUUUUGGACCAUAAUAACUGUCUCCAAUCUGAGCCGUUCAUCCAGAUGAGUUUGUUGUAAAUGCCAGGAAGUUGUCUCAUUAAAAGCAUCGUAGCUUGCAAACCAUGAUCAGCUGUCAUUGUGGUGUUUUCACUAAAGAGCAGCUGUGGCAUCGAAGGCAUGCUAGCAAAGUGAAGAGCAGAGGAAAGAGCACUAAAAAUAACAACUAUCCACAGAGAUAUCACUGUGACAGCGCUCGUCUGUGUUUCUUCUUUUUUCUUUAGACUCCAUCACUCCUGCACAGUCCAACUCCCUGCUGUCUUCGGUCUCCUCCUCCUCCACCUUCAUUCCCCCUCCUUCUCCUCUAAUAAUCAUCCACCUUUUAACCCUCUAUUUCCAGCAUCUGUCAUCCUUCUUAUUCCCAAAACCCUUACAGCGUCAUCUCGCUGUCUUUUGUCCAGCUCUUUCAUUCUUGCUUCAUCUUUUUAACAUUUUCUCUGCCAUCCAUCACCACCACCACCUUCCCGCUAACAUUGUUCUCUCUGUGUUUUCUCAGCAGGCGGAUCGACAGACAGAGGACUGGGAGUCACUGGAGAAAGUGCGUCUGCCGCUGACUCUCAACCUCAGCCAGUGUUUGUUAGAGCUCAAACAGUACCAGCAAGUGGUGGAUCUCAACAACAAGCUGCUGAAGAAACAUAAAGGUAAUAAAGUCAGUUUAAAUAAGACAAGGCACGUGCGAAUGUUUAAGCGUGCUAAUUUUUCCUAACACACUAUCAUUUUUUAAAGUGAGCUCCAAAAUAUCAAGAUGCUGUGAGUUUACAAAUGCCUUGCCCUCAGCAAACGGCUGUCUCUGCACUGCAACAAUCCUUGAUCUGUGUUUACAAGAGAGAGAAGGAACCAAACACUCAGCACCACAUUGCUGAGUCUCUCUUUCUUUCCCCUCAGCACCCACCCGUGGACAUCACAGUCGAACAAGAUCUCAUUGUUUUCUUUUGUUUCUGCUGUGCCUGAAUUAUUUAUAGUGUAGGCUGAUGUGAAAUGGUUGUUCUUAUGCUCUCCUUUUCCCUUCAUUUAUUUCUCUCUUUUGCCUCUCUUGUGUCUCAGUGCUCUUGUUUCAGAAGGUUACUUCUCUGCUUGCUGUUUUUUUCCUACUUGACCUCGUCUUGCAAACCUCCUGAUCAUCUUAGUUUUUUUUUAUCAUUAAACUACUAAAAAUUCAUUUCUUACUUCACAGGGAACUUUAAAGCCUUGUACCAACGAGCACGAGCACACGCUGCAUUGUACAAUGAGGAAGAAGCCCGGCGAGACUACGAACUGGUGGAGAAACUGGACCCAAAGUUUAAACCCUACAUCCGCCAGGAGCUGAAAAAGAUGGCUGAUGGCUUACGCAUAAUCCACUCCAACCAGAAUAAGACCUACUGGGAUACAACGCAGGAGAAGUGGGGGCCUGGUGGAAGCAAGACAAAGAGUGCUACAAGGAAAAAUGAAGUUAAAAUUUCGCAGAAAGCUCCUGAAGAAAAACACGAAGCUGACAAGACGACAGAAAACAGAGGAAUAGAAGAAGAGGAAAACUCAGAGGAUCCUUCCCCUGCUGAGAUGGAGGCAGCAGAUGAUACAGAGACAGAGAACAAGCCAGAUGCAAAAGCAGAGCUGAGUAAUAAAGAGCCACAGAGUGGGAGAGAGAGCGGAGAGGGGUUGGAUAAUAAAAAUAUGGAGAGGGUCGUGGUUCACGAGGACAGGCAGGACACAGCAGAUAAUGGAGCAACAGAGGAAGAUAGCAAUUCAGAGGCCACCGGCACAGGCAGAGAUAAUGUAGUGAGCAAAAGAUCAGCACACGAUAAGGCCAAAGAGAAGGUCAGGUGCCAAUCAAGCGCCGCACAGGGCUCCAGCAGAACAAGCCAGGGGGACAAAGGCAGCGGUGAUGAGGCAGAAAGAGGUGACACUCAAUCAGAGUAA
Molecule: messenger RNA, 11481 nt
Organism: Xyrichtys novacula (pearly razorfish)
Lineage: Eukaryota; Metazoa; Chordata; Actinopteri; Labriformes; Labridae
Source: the annotation of a GenBank genome assembly